AUGGCGGACCCACAGCUAUUGAUACAAAAGGCUCAAAAGAAGGCUCAACCUUCGUCGGGAUUUUUCAAGCUCUUUGGGGCUUCUGACUCUUACAGAUAUGAAGAAGCUGCAGAUCUAUAUGUAGAGGCUGCUAACCUUUACAAGCUACGCCGGGAGCUGGAAACAGCUGGCGAUUUAUUUCUGGAGGCCGCAGCAUGUCAAUCGAAGGCCCAAAGCGACGAUGAAGCUGGAAACACAUUUGUCGAGGCUUUCAAAGCUUUCAAGGCUGGGUCGUCGCCUACAAAGGCAUGCAACGCUCUUAAUAAGGCGAUAGACAUCUUCACUCGCCGGGGGCAGUUUAGAAGGGGAGCAAACUUCAAAUUCGAACUUGCAGAGAUUUUGGAGGCAGACCUCCGCGACUACCCUGGUGCAAUUUCUGCAUACGAAGUAGCAGCGGACUGGUACUCCCAAGACCAGGCACUAGCACUUGCUAACAAGGCUUACCUCAAGUGUGCCGACAUUCAGGCGUUGGAAGGUCGCUACAUCGAAGCAUGCGAUGUGUACCGCAAAGUCAUUGCCAAUUCCGUGGGUAACAGGCUCAGUCAAUGGUCUUUAAAGGACUACUUUUUAAAAACUGCACUUUGCUACUUGGCUGCAGACGAUCAAGUCGCGGCUCAAAAGACCUUGACAGAGGCUCAAGAACAGGAUUCAAACUUUGCCGGUUCGCGUGAGUACGAACUAGCCAAUGCUCUACUUGAGGCGUGUGCCGAGGGUGAUCCUGAGAAGCUCAGUGCCAAAGUAUAUGAAUUUGAUCGCUUUUCCAAACUUGACAAGUGGAAGACUACUAUUUUGCUGAAGAUUAAGGACUCCAUCGCCUCUGCCGAAGAUGAUCUGCUUUAA
This is a messenger RNA of Lachancea dasiensis, 879 nucleotides long. Lineage: Eukaryota; Fungi; Ascomycota; Saccharomycetes; Saccharomycetales; Saccharomycetaceae. The record is from the annotation of a GenBank genome assembly.